GGUGCUGCGCGGCGGCCGGCAGUGAUGGCUGGUGGCGGCGGGGCCGGGAAGGGGACCGGGGCCGCGGCCCGGGAGAGGGCCAGCUGCCGGGAGCCCUGAAUCACCGCCUGGCCCGACUCCACCAUGAACGUCGCGCUGCAGGAGCUGGGAGCUGGCAACAACAUGGUGGAGUACAAACGGGCCACGCUUCGGGAUGAAGACGCAACCGAGACCCCGGUAGAGGGCGGGGCCUCCCCGGACGCCAUGGAGGUGGGCAAGGGGGCUUCCCCUUUCUCACCAGGCCCCAGCCCUGGCAUGACGCCUGGCACACCCAGGAGCUCUGGGCUGUUCUGGAGGGUCACCUGCCCCCACCUCCGCUCCAUCUCUGGCCUCUGCUCUAGGACUAUGGUGGGAUUCCAGAAGGGGACAAGAGAGCUGUUAGGCUCACGCACGCAGCUGGAGCUGGUCUUGGCAGGUGUCUCUCUACUGCUGGCUGCACUGCUUCUGGGCUGCCUUGUGGCCCUGGGGGUCCAGUACCACAGAGACCCAUCCCACAGCACCUGCCUUACAGAGGCCUGCAUUCGAGUGGCUGGAAAAAUCCUGGAGUCCCUGGACCGAGGGGUGAGCCCCUGUGAGGACUUUUACCAGUUCUCCUGUGGGGGUUGGAUUCGGAGGAACCCCCUGCCCGAUGGGCGUUCUCGCUGGAACACCUUCAACAGCCUCUGGGACCAAAACCAGGCCAUACUGAAGCACCUGCUUGAAAACACCACCUUCAACUCUAGCAGUGAAGCUGAGCGGAAGACACAGCGCUUCUACCUAUCUUGCCUACAGGUGGAGCGCAUUGAGGAGCUGGGAGCCCAGCCACUGAGAGACCUCAUUGACAAGAUUGGUGGUUGGAACAUUACAGGGCCCUGGGACCAGGAUAACUUUAUGGAGGUGUUGAAGGCAGUAGCAGGGACCUACAGGGCCACCCCAUUCUUCACCGUCUACGUCAGUGCCGACUCUAAGAGUUCCAACAGCAAUGUUAUCCAGGUGGACCAGUCUGGGCUCUUUCUGCCCUCUCGGGAUUACUACUUAAACAGAACUGCCAAUGAGAAAGUGCUCACUGCCUAUCUGGACUACAUGGAGGAGCUGGGGAUGCUGCUGGGUGGGCGGCCCACCUCCACGAGGGAGCAGAUGCAGCAGGUUCUGGAGUUGGAGACACAACUGGCCAACAUCACAGUGCCCCAGGACCAGCGGCGCGACGAGGAGAAAAUCUAUCACAAGAUGAGCAUUUCGGAGCUGCAGGCUCUGGCGCCCUCCAUGGACUGGCUUGAGUUCCUGUCUUUCUUGCUGUCACCAUUGGAGUUGAGUGACUCUGAGCCUGUGGUGGUGUAUGGGAUGGAUUAUUUGCAGCAGGUGUCAGAGCUCAUCAACCGCACAGAACCAAGCAUCCUGAACAAUUACCUGAUCUGGAACCUAGUGCAAAAGACAACCUCAAGCCUGGACCGACGCUUUGAGUCUGCACAAGAGAAGCUGCUGGAGACCCUCUAUGGCACUAAGAAGUCCUGUGUGCCGAGGUGGCAGACCUGCAUCUCCAACACAGAUGACGCCCUUGGCUUCGCUUUGGGCUCCCUCUUCGUGAAGGCCACAUUUGACCGGCAAAGCAAACAAAUUGCAGAGGGGAUGAUCAGCGAAAUCCGGACUGCAUUUGAGGAGGCCCUAGGACAGCUGGUUUGGAUGGAUGAGAAGACCCGCCAGGCAGCCAAGGAGAAAGCAGACGCCAUCUAUGAUAUGAUUGGUUUCCCAGACUUUAUCCUGGAGCCCAAAGAGCUGGAUGAUGUUUAUGAUGGGUACGAAGUUUCUGAAGAUUCUUUCUUCCAAAACAUGUUGAAUUUGUACAACUUCUCUGCCAAGGUGAUGGCUGACCAGCUCCGCAAGUCACCCAGCCGAGACCAGUGGAGCAUGACCCCCCAGACAGUGAAUGCCUACUACCUUCCAACUAAGAAUGAGAUCGUCUUCCCCGCUGGCAUCCUGCAGGCCCCUUUCUAUGCUCGCAACCACCCCAAGGCCCUGAACUUUGGUGGUAUCGGUGUGGUCAUGGGCCACGAGUUGACACAUGCCUUUGAUGACCAAGGGCGCGAGUAUGACAAAGAAGGGAACCUGCGGCCUUGGUGGCAGAAUGAGUCACUGGCAGCCUUCCGGAACCACACAGCCUGCAUGGAGGAACAGUACAAUCAAUACCAGGUCAAUGGGGAGAGGCUCAACGGCCGCCAGACGCUGGGGGAGAACAUUGCCGACAACGGGGGUCUGAAGGCUGCCUACAAUGCUUACAAAGCAUGGCUGAGAAAGCAUGGGGAGGAGCAGCAGCUGCCAGCAGUGGGGCUCACUAACCAUCAGCUCUUCUUCGUGGGAUUUGCCCAGGUGUGGUGCUCGGUCCGCACACCAGAGAGCUCUCACGAGGGGCUGGUGACCGACCCCCACAGCCCUGCCCGCUUCCGCGUGCUGGGCACUCUCUCCAACUCCCGUGACUUCCUGCGGCACUUCGGCUGCCCUGUCGGCUCCCCCAUGAACCCGGGGCAGCUGUGUGAGGUGUGGUAGACCUGGAUCAGGGGAGAAACGGCCGGCUGUCACCAGACCUGGGGCAGCUCUCCCGACAAAGCUGUUUGCUCUUAGGUUGGGAGGAAGCAGAUACAAGCUGGGCUGGGUCUAGUCCCUCCCCACCACAGGCGACACGAGUACAGUCCCUCACUCCCCACCACAGGUGACACAAGUACAGUCCCUCCUCAAUCACCACAUUGUGCCUCUGCUUUGGGGGUGCCCCUGCCUCCAGCAGAGCCCCCACCA
Rhinopithecus roxellana (golden snub-nosed monkey) is the source of this 2805-nucleotide messenger RNA. It is a transcript of the gene ECE2, whose product is annotated as endothelin converting enzyme 2. Bases 124 to 2559 code for a protein of 811 amino acids. Gene Ontology annotation, cellular component: plasma membrane. Gene Ontology annotation, biological process: protein processing. Lineage: Eukaryota; Metazoa; Chordata; Mammalia; Primates; Cercopithecidae. Gene Ontology annotation, molecular function: metalloendopeptidase activity. The transcript is spliced from 19 exons. The record is from RefSeq and is a predicted model, not a curated record.